This is a messenger RNA of Triplophysa rosa, 7170 nucleotides long. RefSeq names its product transmembrane protein 132C. Lineage: Eukaryota; Metazoa; Chordata; Actinopteri; Cypriniformes; Nemacheilidae. The transcript is spliced from 9 exons. The coding region runs from base 556 to 3882 and encodes 1108 amino acids. The record is from RefSeq and is a predicted model, not a curated record.
CCAGCUUGACUGUUGGCCUUUCUGUCUCUGGAGAACUACCCGACCAAGUUCGUUGAGGCAAAGCGAAGCUAAAAAUCAGACAUGUCAACGCAAAAGCCGCGUCAGUGGAGCGAUGGGAACAUUUCAGAGAGAGUUAGCGACGACCGACGGUGGUUUUGCGCUCCUGUGCGCCAAGAUAAGGAUUCAUAGGACGCGCGUCUUUUCCUGCCCGCGAGCUUGCUGUCUCGCGGAGAACGCCAACUUCUGCGGCGCGUGAUUCCUGCUACACAGCCACCGGUCUGGAGCUCUACACUUGUGUUUUAUAAACUUCACGCAGAAGGGAAUAAUAGCCUCACAUGAACAUUAGAGAGACUUUCCCCGUGUUUUAAUACGGCUUUGCCACUUUACUGAGAGGUGUUAUUCUCUUUUUAACGGAAUUUGUGGUGACAUUUAACGGACAAGAAUUUUGGGGAGACCGCGAACGUCGCGAAUCUGCUGUUACCAAUUACAUUCUCAAAUGAGUUUCACGAGGAUUAUGUUAUUUAUUCAGCAAUUUAUCAAACUAGAUUAUUCAUAAUGUUGUUUUUGAACAAUAUUCUACUACCCCGAAAGCCAAAGAUGAUCGCUAUAAAGAUGACGUUACUGCACUCGCUCCUCGUCGUAUCUCUCCAUCGAGUGUGCGAGUGCAGAAGCGGUGGUAGUGAUCUUGCACCCAGGUUCUCCUCCUCUCUGCCCACGUAUCUCCCCGUGUCCUGCCAGCUGCAGGGUGCUGAGUCAUCCUUCUUUCUCCGGGAGGCCACGCAGGAAGUGAUGCGUAACGGGAGCUUGCAAACACGCAGCGAGCCUCUCUUUCUCCACUUGGUCGAUGCUGGCCCAGCUCCCCUCUUGUCGGUCAACUGUAGCUAUGGCAAUCUCACCGCGGAGAUGCCUGUACCACCCGAUCUCCUCCAGGGGUCGCUGCCUCGCUCCUUCCACACCUCAACACACCUGACACUGAGCUGGAAGGUGAGAGCACACCUGGUGUCCAGGAGGAUAGGAGCGGAUCGUUCACAGAUCCAGGUGUUGUUUUACCUGGGGGGACGCAGGUGGGAGGAUGCGGAUCCUCCCGCGGAACUGUUGCCUUGCGUCCGUGUCGUAGGGUUCCGGGAGCCUGGGGAAGGUUCUGUAUCAGCCGCCUGCCAUCUAGAAGGAAACCUGGGAAUCUGUGUAGCCCAGCUUGGCGUCCCUACGAGCUGGUUCAACCCCCCCCCUCCGCCACGCAGACGAACACAAGAGCCCGUUCCAGUCACUGUGGAGCUGCACUACACCGUAAUUCCUCUGGAGGGCCUCAGAAAAGAAUGUGUAGCAGGUAGGGUGCAAGGGAAGGCCAUAGUGCAGGAGGGGAAUAUGCAGAGGAUUGGGACGGUGAUUCUCGCCACUGGGGAGAAUAAAGAACCCCAAAACAGACUCAGACUGGACAGCGAUGUAGAGGUUGUGGUGCCGCCCAGCCCGUUUAAACAGGGACAGACUGUGGGAUUUCAAGUGCUAAUGAAUUCUGCGGCCACCACUGAGCAGUUUACACUGAGAGUCCAGUAUGGGGAAGGCAUUAAUUUCAUGGUGGUGAAGCCCAGUAAUCUGGCAGCAUGGGAAAUCAAGCAAGAAGUUGUGCCUGGCUCCUCCUCCCUCUCUAUGUUCUGCCAGAGGACAGCUAGCUCCACCAAUGAGAAAUCUGAUGGUUCCUUCUAUGAGAUCAUGUGGGUGGACUUUGAGAUUGACAAUUUCAUCAACCUGCAGUCAUCUCAGUCCGUCCGCUGGCAGAUCGAGUAUCCCUCCACUGGAGCGUCUGCAGAAGUGAUCGCCACCGUCUAUAUCAGUCAGAGAGACAUACAGGGGAUUGUACCCCUCGCUGAGGACACAGAGAUCCUAAACACUGCCAUUCUGACAGGCCGGCGUGUUGCCAUGCCGAUAAAGGUCCUUACGGUGGAAGAGGAUGGAACGGUGAGAGAGGUGGACGACCCCGUGACCUGCAUUUCCACAGAUGAGGACGUCCUCAAGGUGUCUCUUGGCUGUGAUGAGGUGUUGGUAAAUGGAAAAGAAAUGAGGGGGCGUGUCUCACUUCAAGUGAACUUCACCUACCUCUAUUUGACCAGCCAAUUAGAGCUCACCGUGUGGGUGCCGCGGUUACCUCUCCAGAUUGAUGUUUCUGACGUAGAACUUAGUCAAGUGAAAGGAUGGAGGGUACCUAUAAUCACUAAUAGAAGGCCGACGCGUGACAGUGAGGAUGAUGAGGACGAUGAGAGGAAGGGCAGGGGCUGUGCCUUGCAGUAUCAGUUUGCUCAGGUGCGAGUUCUCACACACUUCGUAGCCGAACCAGCUGACCCUGGUGGGGAGCUUGUGCACAUGCUGGGUUCUGAUUGGUCAGCUGACAUCACGGAGAUGGUCCUAGACUUCCUAAAAGUGGAGGACACACGCAUUGCUCGGCUGAUUGAUGGGAGGGUGCUGGUGGGACGAGAUAUGGGCAUCACCACUAUACAGGUGAUAUCCCCUCUGUCUGACUCUAUUUUGGCUGAAAAGACGGUCACAGUGCUGGAUGAUAAAGUGACUAUUACUGAUCUGGGAGUUCAGCUGGUAGGCUCUCUGAGUCUCUCUCUGCAGCCCAGUACCACCAACAACAGAGCCUUCUACAUCACGACCACUGCUCAGGACCUGCUGCACACACCAAAACAAGAAGCCGGCAUCAGCGCAUGGAUUCAAUACAGCGAUGGCUCCGUAACCCCUCUUGACAUCUACGACCCCAAAGACUUUACCCUAACUGUCACCUCACUGGAUGAGACCGUGGUGUCCACCUAUCAGGAGCAAGGCCAGCGCUGGCCAGUGGUAGUGGCGGAGGGAGAGGGCCAGGGGGCGCUGUUGCGAGUAGAGAUGAUGAUCUCUGAAACCUGCCAGAAAUCAAAGAGGAAGAGCAUAUUGGCAAUGGGUGUAGGGAGCGUACAGGUGAAGUUUGGACAGAAUGAUCUGGAGCAGAGGAGUGGAACUCGAGACGAAAACAAUCUGGACAACAGCACGAAUGAACAGAAACAUAAGGUUGUGGAAGCUGAAAAAACUAGCGGAGGAGACAGCUGGAAAUUAUCUAACACAGCGGUGGACAGAGAAGAGGGAUCCCUUAAGAAAGUAAGCACGACCACACGGACUACGCUAAACAGUCAGACCGGAGGCAAUAAGCAAAGCGGGGGGCAAAACAACAACCCUGUCGACUACACCAGUUACCCUGCGCAGGUGGACCUACCCGGCGGGGCGGAAAGUGACCUGACGCAGAGUCCAAGAGGUUUAUCUGACCUGGAGAUCGGCAUGUACGCCCUACUUGGAGUCUUUUGUCUGGCUAUCCUCGUCUUCCUCAUCAACUGCGUGAGCUUCGCUUUCCGUUACAGUCACAAACAGCUUCCUGUACUGGAACAGGGCAACAUGAACCACGCACACGAUUGGGUGUGGCUCGGCAACGAAGCAGACCUGAUGGAUCACCACGGUGAACACGGGCCGCUUGCGCACAGCGACGAGUGCACGACGGCGAUAGAUCGAAACGAGGGGUGUGAGGAAAGCAAAUACCUUCUCAACGGGAGCGGCGUCCAAAAAAGCAGCUCCCUGCAUGGGCGCGGCAUACCCCACGCGCACCCCGACCCGCGGCCGUGUUCCGGAAACGACCCAGCGGGGAAAGUGGAACCCCUCAACAACUCGCCCAGUGCCGCAAAGCGCAAGAGGGUCAAGUUUACUUCGUUUGCCACCGUGCUCCCUGACGAAGGUGGGCCGUACACCAACUCCAUCCUCGUUGGGAAUGAAGACAAUAUAAAGUGGGUCUGCCAGGACAUGGACUUGGGACAGUCUGCCGAGCUCAGAAGCUACAUGGAGAGACUGCAAGACAAUCUGUGAAAGGUGGGAAAAAAGAGAGAGCGAAAGGGAGAACUAGAAUGGACACACACAAACUCACCAGAAAUGCCUUUGCACUAAGGGAGGAGGGGGAAACGAGGCGUGUUGCUAAAAGAGAACUGCAACGGGAUACGUGUAGGGAAUAGAAAAAAGAAAGUCUGGAGGAAUAAAAUCCACGGGGAGUCCAGAGUUAAGUAGGAAUUUCACAGAAAGGGGAAACGGGUAAAAAGAUACUGGCACGUUCCUACAGUCUCUGACAAGUAGUCCAGGUGGCGCAAAGAGAGCAGCUGCCAAUUGGCUAGCACCGGGACAGAACACCAGUUACCGACACCCAGAAUAAACAAGUCUAAACAAGACCAGAGAGAAAGGAAAGAUAGGACACAAACCUGACAGCUGUACAGACAAAUUAAAAGUCAAUGAUGGGGUUACCACUAAUGUAAUGUAGUUUCUGGUUUAUUUAGAUAAACGUUCAGGUUACGGAUGAAUACAACAGAUCUUAUUUUUAAGAUAAUCCCUGGCUUUUUUCAAAUGUAGGUAGACCACAACAGGCUGCCACGGACCCGGUGUAAGUUUGUUUUUUAACGCUCAUUUUGUACCACCUGUCCUCCUGCGUGGAUUCUGAGAGACGGGGAAUGUGGGAAUCCCAGGCUGGGAUACCAGUUGUAUUAAAGUCUAUGUGCUGUUAUUAAAGUCUAUCAGAAACUCUAAAACCCCGUAGGAAUAAAAACACUGGACACAACAAUAAUGAAAAGUAACAUAAGAAUAGAAAAUACUCUGAAGUGAAUGUGGAAAUACAGGAUUGUGGACUUCUUUUAAGCCCCAUUGGGAAGUUGUUCAUUUGCACAAUAAAAUUCAUGUAAAAAUUCUGUUUAUAAAGUGGCCGACACAUCUGAACUGUACCGUGUCUGACUCAGACUUACAACUUGAUUUGUAAAUUUCCGGACAGACCGCGUAGACAUACAAGCCCACAAAGCGAGUUGUGUUUCUUCUAAAACCAUAUGAUCUGCUGUGAUGGAUGAAUAUACCGAAUAGAAAUGAUCUAUGACUCUUCAGUAUGGUAAUCGUACGAAUGUCUCUCUUUUAAUCCAGGCGAAAAGUCCAUCAUCCUUUUUUACACUUCCCUGUGGUUUUUACAUGUUUUAGGUUUUAAAGCAACUUUCAAUUUCUUAUUCACCAACUUCACAUUACCCGAUAUCCUGAAUCCUUGUUGUUUAUAUUAUUGAAGAGUUGUAGAGGAGGACAAAAACAUGACCUUCUCUUUGAAUGCUCAGGUGAAAAUACGCUCACAGAUGAGAAGUGGUAGAGUUGAAAUGUAGAUUGUAAGAAUGCAAUAUUUAUUUGUAAGUGUAACAUGAGAUAGGAUGUAAAUAAAAUGAUUCAAAAUUUUGUGUGGACACUACGAGACGGCUACACGUGUACAUUUUCACAUUCGACAAGUUACGAGUCGGUGGGACGACUUCAAUGUUUCACAUUCUAGGUUAAGGUCUGAUUUCCUCGGGGGGAAUAAAAAUAAGCUUUGAUAUAUUAAGCCAUGUCAUGGGUUUUGUCAGGACUUGCACAUUUUCCAUUUAUUCUGGAUUCAAUCUUUUCCUUUUAUAUAUUAUUCCAGUUCAUUUCAAAUGUGUUUGAAUACUUAAAGCUAUACUAAAGGUGCUCAGAAUUGCUCUGAUGUGACAAAAGCAGCGCACGACUCCGUUGGUUUGAUACAAAUUAUGCGGUACGAAGGCUGUACUGGCAUGUGUCUAAAUUUAAAAAGUAAUGGUAAAGGACCGAAAGUUUGACUUAAAGGAACAGUUCACCCAAAAAUGAAAACCUGUCUUCAUUUACUCACCCUCAGGUUGUUCACAGAGAAAGAUAUUUGGAAGAAUGCUUGUAACCAAACAGUUCUUGGCCACCAUUGACUACCAUAGUAAGAAAAAUUGCUUUAUAUAUUUCUUUGUUCUGUUGAACACAAAAAAAUAAUUUGAAGAAUGUAGGAAAGCAAACAGUUCUGGCGCACUUUUGACUACCAUUGUCAUUUUUCCUACUUUGCUUGUAACCUAACAGUUCUCGGCCACCAUUAACUACCAUUCUUCCAAAACUCGUUCUCUGUGCUCAUCCCAACAAAGACAUUUAUCGGAUUUGGAACAACUCGAGGGUGAGUAAAUGAAGAAAGAAUUUUUAUUUUUGGGUGAACUGUCCCUUUAAGCAACACGCUGUCACGCUAGACGUUUUGUUCCACUGACUUCCAUUCAUACACAUGGGAAUGCGUUACACCGGAGAUGUGAAAUUUUCUGAGUGAGUUCUGACCUGUGAAUUCAUAUCACAUGACAAUGUGUGACCGUGAAAUAUCAAUAGGCCAUGGUAUGAUCUUUUUGUUGAAGGAAAUGCCUAAUACUAAUAAUAAAAUUGCACAAUACAGUGUUGUACAAUAGAGCUUUAAAAUAACGAAAACAACAAUAAACAGUACAUUAUAAUCUAUGAUGUGCAGAUAAAAAAACAUUUUCAUCCAAAAAUAUUCUGGUUGCUACCCAUAUACGUUGGUCUCUGCGUAGAAAUGUAGUAUUUUGAAAGUCUAGCGUGACCACGGCAUUAGAGAUUCCCAGAAAUACGUACUGUAGUUUCAUUUUUUCAUGGGAUCACUUUGUCAUUUCCGCUGUGAAGUUUCGUUCUGUCCUGGCCUUGAUUCUUUACAUCAGAAUGACAGUUUUUUCUUAUUAACUCGCUUGGUUUAAGCACUAGUAUAUCCUGGUAUAUUGUCGGUUGUGACUGUAAAUUAUGGAGAAUCCAUAUAAUAGAAUGUGAGAGAGAGAUGUCGUGCUCAUAUUUCAAAGCCUUCGCUGACAUCUCUUUAACCAGUCUGUAACAAUAAACCGUUUCUUUGAGAUCAUUCACCAUACCCAUAAGACCUUCGAUGCCCUGUCAUAAUGUCUGAUGAUUCAUGGACUCAUCUUUUUCAUGCAGUAUUCACUCGGUAAUAUUCAGAAUUCUUUUAGCUAACCUAUUCCUAAAUCCUCUGUGAUCAGCAUUUUCUCACAAGCCCAAUCAUAUCCCUGUAUAUGAAUCCCUGUUUCCAUAUAAAAAUAUUCCUCUGAUAAAUCCGCGUUGUUCAUGUAUACAAAUCUAUAUUUUUCACAUAAAUAUAUUUUAGCGUCUAAAAAUGACACGAUUUUGUAGAAAUGUAUAGGUUUAAAGACCACAAAUGACGUAACUGAAGAACCAACACUUGUUAAUGUCACUUCCAGGUAUUUUCUCAGUAUUAUGAGCAUCAUUCUGUCUAUAUUACAGUUGUUCUCUGACAUUAAAGUUGUU